Molecule: messenger RNA, 1413 nt
Organism: Megalops cyprinoides (Indo-Pacific tarpon)
Lineage: Eukaryota; Metazoa; Chordata; Actinopteri; Elopiformes; Megalopidae
Gene: ankrd33ab
Product: ankyrin repeat domain 33Ab
Exons: 5
Molecular function (GO): protein binding
Source: RefSeq, a predicted model, not a curated record
AUGGCGGUCGCGCAUGGCGAGGGGUCAGAGGACCCCCAUCUUGGCAGGGGCCCCGACGAGGACGCCUCAGAGGUGUCCGUCUCUGGGAACGACCCGGACUCGGCGAGCAUCCUGUCCGACGACUCGGUCCUCCCCGACUACCAGCGGGAGGUGAAGUGGACAGGCAGCGCCGGGCCCCUGUACUCGGCCUGCUCCAGGAAUGAUGUGGAGGCCCUGCGCCAGCUGCUACAGAGAGGCGUCACGCGCGAGGAGGUCAUGGAGCUGGACAUCAAUGGCUGGAAUGGCCUGAUGGUGGCGACCUACAACGGCUAUUUGGACAUCGUUUAUGGUCUCCACCACUGCCCUUUCCUGGACAUUAACCACCAGGACAACGACGGCAACACUGCACUCAUGAUCGCUGCCCAGGCCGGCCAUGUCAUUAUUUUGACCUACAUUCUCAACUUUUUCGCUGGGGUUGACACUGAGAUCCGCGAUUCCCGCGGCUUCACUGCACUCAUCAAGGCUGCCAUGCAGGGCCGAAAUGACUGUGUGGCCGCAUUGGUCAUGGCCGGCGCUGACCUGGACGCAGCGGACACGACUCGGGGGAAGUGCGCCCGGGACUGGGCCCUGAAGACGGGCCGCUUCGAGACGCUGCAGAGGCUCCGCCGGCUGAACCUGCGGCCCAGCGCCGAGCAGUUCUGCGAGACCUACGUCCCCGAGUGGCCGGAGCUGCCCGAGCUGGUGGCCAAGGCCACGGCGGCCAAGACGCGCGGUGAGCGCAUCACCCACCGUCUCAAGUCCACCUUCGCCUUCAGCUUCCCCCGCGACCCGCGGGACGGUGGCGUGAUGGACCACAUGGUGCGCAUGACCACAGGCCUCCACAGCCCGCUGGUCUGCACCGGCUGCCGCCCGCUCUGCCCCACCAGCCCCCCAGCGGUGGGCAAGAGGCGGCUGCCGGUGCCCGAGCUGGCGCAGCAGCAUUCGGCGCAGGCGCUGGAGGAGGGCACAGUGCGCCACAGUGUCCCCGCCCCAAUCUCCAUGUCCUCCGUCGCCAUGGCUGCGUGCCCGGCCGGGGAUGCGGACCGGCGGGGGAGUACGCUCUCCCUGGCCGCCAACGGCGUGCGCAGCUUCAUCCCGCGCAGCAUGGCUCGGCGGAACAGCGUCUUCCCGUCCGGCUGCAUCCCCCAGAUUCAGGUGACACGAUCCAGCGAGCCCACACCAAAGAAGGAGAAGAAGAGAAAGACCUCCAAGGCCCACCUGGAGCCGCCCAAGUGGAAGUACAAGGAGGCAAAGGAGGAGAAGAAGAAAGAGAAGAUGCGGGUGGAAUUGGAGAAGGAGGAGAAGGAGAAGGAAGCCAAGGCCAAGAAAGAGAAGGCCAAGAAGAAGAAGUAAAGAUCACGUGCCAAUUGCCCAUUCACACCCAUCAGCAGCUGA